AUGGGUGGAAUGACGUCAUCAAUGGCGGCCAAGUUCGCCUUCUUUCCUCCGAAUCCGCCUUCGUACAAGGUGGUCAAGGAUGACUUCACGGGGCUGCUGCUGCUAAGCCCGUUUCCGCACCGGGAGAAUGUGGAAGUGAUGAAGCUGUCGACUAGGAAAGGGACGGAAAUAGUUGCGAUGUAUGUGAGGCACCCCAUGGCCACCUCCACUUUGCUCUAUUCACAUGGAAACGCCGCCGAUCUUGGCCAGAUGUAUGAGCUUUUCAUCGAGCUCAGUAUCCAUUUGCGCGUCAAUCUCCUCGGGUAA
Fraxinus pennsylvanica is the source of this 306-nucleotide messenger RNA. NCBI's taxonomy places the organism in Eukaryota, Viridiplantae, Streptophyta, Magnoliopsida, Lamiales, Oleaceae. The record is from the annotation of a GenBank genome assembly.